UGGCUAGCCGCGAGUCGCAGCGGCCGCCGCGGCGGGUGGAAAAAAUGGGGCCGCGGCGCGUCCCCGGUCCGGCCGUCGCACAGCGCCCCCCCAGGAGUCGACGCUAGUGCGCGGGGAACCGGGGCUGAGCCCCCUCCCCCAGCGCAGCGCCGCGGCCCGGGGGCGGGGGAGCGCGCGCCCCCCAGCCCCCCUCCCCACCCGGGAUGCCCGGCUGAGCCGGCCCGGCCAGGACAGGUGUCACCCCUGUCACCCUGACCUCGCCAUGCGGACCCCGCGAGUGCCCCCUCCCCACCCGGCCCUAUUGCUUCUGCUGCUGCUACUGGGGGGUGCCCACGGGCUCUUCCCCGAGGAGCCGCCGCCACUCAGUGUGGCCCCCAGGGACUACCUGAACCACUAUCCCGUGUUCGUGGGCAGCGGGCCAGGGCGCCUAACCACCACAGAGGGCGCCGACGACCUCCACAUCCAGCGGGUCCUGCGGGUCAACAGGACACUGUUCAUUGGGGACAGGGACAAUUUGUACCGAGUAGAACUGGAGCCCCCUACCUCCAUGGAGCUUCGGUACCAGAAGAAGCUGACCUGGCACUCCAACCCCAGUGACAUCAACGUGUGUCGGAUGAAGGGCAAGCAGGAGGGUGAAUGCCGAAACUUUGUAAAGGUGCUGCUACUUCGGGACGAAUCCACCCUCUUCGUGUGCGGUUCCAAUGCCUUCAACCCUGUGUGUGCCAACUACAGCAUAGACACACUACAGCCUCUUGGGGACAACAUCAGUGGCAUGGCCCGGUGCCCAUACGACCCCAAACACGCCAACGUCGCCCUCUUCUCUGAGGGAAUGCUCUUCACAGCCACCGUUACCGACUUCUUAGCCAUCGAUGCCGUCAUCUACCGCAGCCUUGGGGACCGGCCUACUCUGCGCACAGUGAAACACGACUCCAAGUGGUUUAAAGAGCCCUACUUUGUGCACGCGGUGGAGUGGGGCAGCCACAUCUACUUCUUCUUCCGGGAGAUCGCAAUGGAGUUUAACUACCUGGAAAAGGUGGUGGUGUCGCGUGUGGCCCGGGUGUGCAAGAACGACGUGGGGGGCUCCCCGCGUGUGCUGGAGAAACAGUGGACGUCCUUCCUGAAGGCGCGGCUCAACUGCUCCGUGCCCGGGGACUCCCACUUCUACUUCAACGUGCUCCAGGCCGUCACGGGCGUGGUCAGCCUGGGGGGCCGACCCCUGGUCCUUGCCAUCUUCUCCACCCCCAGCAACAGUAUCCCGGGCUCUGCCGUCUGCGCCUUUGACAUGACACAGGUGGCUGCCGUGUUCGAAGGCCGCUUCCGUGAGCAAAAGUCCCCCGAGUCCAUCUGGACGCCUGUGCCAGAGGAUCAGGUGCCGCGGCCCCGACCUGGGUGCUGUGCCGCUCCCGGCAUGCAGUACAAUGCCUCCAGCGCCUUCCCCGAUGAGAUCCUCAACUUCGUCAAGACCCACCCCCUAAUGGAUGAGGCGGUGCCCUCCCUGGGCCACGCACCCUGGAUAGUGCGGACUCUGACACGGCACCAGCUGACUCGAGUGGCCGUGGAUGUGGGCGCCGGCCCCUGGGGCAACCAGACCGUCGUCUUCCUGGGCUCCGAGGUGGGAACCGUCCUCAAGUUCCUCAUUUGGCCCAAUGCCAGUGCCUUGGGCACCUCUGGACCCAGCGUCUUCCUUGAAGAGUUCGAGACCUACCGGCCAGACAGGUGUGGACGGUCAGGCGGCAGCGAGAUGGGGCAGCGGCUGCUGAGCCUGGAGUUGGACGCGGCCUCGGGAGGCCUGCUGGCGGCCUUCCCGCGCUGUGUGGUCCGUGUGCCCGUGGCCCGCUGCCAGCAGUACUCAGGGUGCAUGAAGAACUGCAUCGGCAGUCAGGACCCCUACUGCGGCUGGGCCCCGGACGGCUCCUGCAUCUUCCUCAGCCCUGGCACCAGGGCCACCUUUGAGCAGGAUGUGUCCGGGGCCAGCACCUCAGGCCUAGGGGACUGCACAGGACUCCUGCGGGCCAGCCUCUCGGAGGAGCGUGCCGGGCUGGUGUCAGUGAGCCUACUGGUGACAUCGUCGGUGGCGGCCUUUGUGGUGGGUGCCGUGGUAUCAGGCUUCAGCGUGGGCUGGUACGUGGGUCUCCGAGAGCGGCGCGAGCUGGCCCGCCGCAAGGACAAGGAAGCCAUCCUGGCCCACGGGGGCAGCGAGGCUGUGCUGAGCGUGAGCCGGCUGGGCGAGCGCCGGGCAGGUGGUCCUGGGGGCCGGGGUGGGGGUGGCAGUGGAGCUGGGGGACCCCCGGAGGCCCUGCUGGCCCCCUUAAUGCAGAAUGGGUGGGUCAAGACCACACUGCUGCAGGGCCCCCAUGACCUGGACUCAGGGCUGCUGCCCACGCCCGAGCAGACGCCACUGCCCCAGAAGCGCCUGCCCACCCCACACCCCCACGCCCUGGGCCCCCGUGCCUGGGAGCACAGCCACCCCCUGCUUCCAGCCUCUGCCUCCUCCUCCCUGCUGCUGCUGGCCCCCGCCCGGGCCCCCGAGCAGCCCCCUGUGCCCAGCCGGGCCUCCCACGGUGACUUCCCGCUCACGCCCCAUGCCAGCCCAGACCGCCGGCGCGUGGUGUCUGCGCCCACAGGCCCCUUGGACCCAAACACAGCAGCCUCCGACGGUUUCCCUCGGCCCUGGAGCCCCCCGCCCACGGGCAGCCUGCGGAGGCCAGGCCCCCAGGCCCCAGCAGCCGCCGCCCUGCGUCGCACGCACACAUUCAACAGCGGUGAGGGCCGGCCAGGUGACCGUCACCGUGGCCGCCACGCCCGGCCCAGCACGGACUUGGCCCACCUCCUCUCCUAUGGUGGGACAGACAGGACUGCGCCCCCUGUGCCCUAGGCCAGGGCCCCCCGACGCCUCGGCUGUGCCAGCCACGGGAACAGGAGCAAGAGACCAGGCCCAGCUCCGAGUGGGUGCUCAAGACCCCCACCCCAGCGCACAGGGCGCGCGGGGGGGCCUCCGCCACAUGGAAGCACAAGGCUUGGCCCCCCCACCCUGACCCGGGGCCGCGGGACACUAGGCGGUUUGGGGGGCGGGGGCGGGAGGAUGUGCUACGGAUUUGAGGUUGAUCUUCUGUGCGUGGUUUGGGUUUGUUUCCAAUUUGCGUUUUAUUUUUGCAGUUUUCUACCCAAUUGCACAACUCCGUUCUCGGGGUGGUGGCCAGGGGCUUGGAGGUGGUGGGAUGAGGAGGGGGCCACAGCUGCAGACCCAAGUGCCCCCCCUCCGGGUCCCUCCUUGACCCAGGCUCCUGGCGUGUGUGAGUGUGUGUGUGUGUGUGUGUGUGCAUGCCGUGUUGGUGUGCGAGGGGCCGGGAAGGGGAGGGAGGUGUGUGUGCGGAUGCCUGCGAGGGCUGCUACCGGCGUGUGCGUGGGGAUGGGCACUCAUGCCGAGUGCGUGUCUGUGUGUGAGUGCAGCGGCCUCAGCGGCCUGGGCAUUGGCUGAGCCAACGCAGGGGCUUCCAGAAGGCUGGGGGUCCUCCAAGGUGCCGGAUAGGAAUUUGAGGGGAGACAGUGAAGGGUUUUAGGAAAGGGGGUCCAGGAGGGCCUGCCCGUGAGUCAUACUGGCAGCAGCUGUGUAACGGUCUGGGGAACAGCAGAGGCGGGUGGGCCCCCCUGUAAAUAUGGCCCCAGGGUGGUCAGAGGGUCCCACGCCACCUGUCCCCUGUGACCUCCCCUUUGACCUCCAGCUGACCCUGCAUGCCAGCUGAGUGGCCAGUUGAGGCCUGGACCCUCUCUGGAAUUUGCCUCCCCAGCCCCCUCCCCAUCAAUAAAACUGUUUACAACCACCGGC
Molecule: messenger RNA, 3826 nt
Organism: Artibeus jamaicensis (Jamaican fruit-eating bat)
Lineage: Eukaryota; Metazoa; Chordata; Mammalia; Chiroptera; Phyllostomidae
Gene: SEMA6B
Product: semaphorin 6B
Exons: 17
Coding region: 263-2875 (870 amino acids)
Biological process (GO): negative chemotaxis; positive regulation of cell migration; axon guidance
Molecular function (GO): semaphorin receptor binding; chemorepellent activity
Source: RefSeq, a predicted model, not a curated record